Molecule: messenger RNA, 2860 nt
Organism: Neoarius graeffei (lesser salmon catfish)
Lineage: Eukaryota; Metazoa; Chordata; Actinopteri; Siluriformes; Ariidae
Product: zinc finger protein 862-like
Exons: 7
Coding region: 395-2695 (766 amino acids)
Molecular function (GO): protein dimerization activity
Source: RefSeq, a predicted model, not a curated record
CGCUGCGCCCUCAUACUCCCGGCUUGCGCCCUCUUACCGGAAUGCCGAUUUAACCUAAGUCACACUUGGGCUGUGCACUUACAUGCUGCCAUACAACAUACAAUAUUUCUCAAAAUGAUCUUUUCUCCGUGAAAAUAUCCCAGUACCACCACUUGACAAUGUGUCUGUUCCCCAAAUGUGUUUUAAUUACUCCAAAAAUAUUCCGAUCCAAAAGUUUAACAGUGCAAAAACGAUCCGAAUCGGAGUUUCCCCGACCGAGUCGCCAUGUUGUUUUCUGUUAUCGCGAGAUUUGAUGUCUAUGGGUAAUAUGUAAGGUCAGCUGACUUGUUUCUCGAGAUUGAAUGACCUUUCACCCACUAGCGCGGGCGCUUAUGAUUGCGAGUUAUUUUGGUUUAUGCUUGGGCAUUUAAAGAUGUCAUCCCGCGGCACAAAACGGAAGAAAGCUAAAGAAUGUCCGGGGCAGAAGAAGAUGACUUCUUUUUUCGGUCACAAAGCAGAUAAAGAUGUUUCCAAUAGCGAGGUCGCGACAAUCGAGAGAUCGGUCCAUGCCGACAGGUCCGGGUCCACAUUGAAGGACGCGUCAACCGAGCGCUUUGACGGCGGCGCAGAAUCAGCGACGAAUGAAGACCAGGUGUCUUGUUCGGAUGAAAGCACCGAGUGUUCAAUGGAGAAGCAAAAUGAGAAAAGGGCCAAGUUCCUGGAAAAGUUCAAGCCCAAGAAAAAGAACUCAGGACAUCUGGUUGGAUACCAGGAGGCAUGGGAGAAGGGAUACCCCUGGCUUUAUCCUGUCAACAAUAAAACAGGGAUGAUGUGCCGCAUUUGUAAGCGGCACAACCAGCGCCAACAAAAUGGGGAAUAUAUCUGGAGCAAGAUUCCCUGCACCAGCUUGCGGGUUGACAAGGCGCGGAAUCAUGCAAAAUCCAAACAACAUCGAACGGCGCAGGCGACAGAAAACGCCCGCAUUGCCGCAGAGAUGAAUGGAGGCAUUGGCCAAGCCAUGGCAAACACUGUUUCCUUGAAUCAAGAAGCCGUGAAGGCGGCACUGAAGGUGGUCUAUCACCUAGCAAAAAAGGAAAUACCUCACCACACCAAUUUCAAGGACUUGGUGAAGUUUGCGACCACCGAGUUAGGUUGUGAGGUGUUCAACCGGCUGAAUGUUGGUGGAAAUGCCACAUACACCAGCAGCAAAGUUGUAGAUGAAUUCUUGAGUGUCCUUGGCACUCAGUUGGAGGAGGACCAGCUGACCACCAUCAGAGGCAGCCCAUUCCUGGGACUGAUGUGCGACGAAACGGUGGACAUCUCGACAACCAAUGAGCUGGUCCUAUACUGCAGGUGUAUCAAUGGUGAUGGCAAGUUUCAAGCCAACUUUCUGAAGGUUGUGGCGUUAAAAGAUGGAAAGGCCGACACUGUCAAAGCUGCCCUCAGUCACUACAUGGAGGAAAAUGAUCUGUCCAUCCAGAAGGUGGCUGGUUUUGGCUCAGAUGGAGCAGCAUGUAUGAUAGGAAAUCGAAGUGGUGUUGCCACACAGCUUAAGGAGGACAAUGCAAAGAUAGUAAGUAUCCACUGCAUUGCACACAGACUGGCCCUUGCCGUCGGACAAGCUGGUAACAAGGUGAAAUACAUUGGCAACGUCUUCAAGCCGAACCUCAUGAGCCUGUACCUCUACUACAACGGCAGUGCAGUUCGAUCGGAAGGCCUGAAAGAGAUACAGAACAUCCUCCAGGACAUGGAGUUGAAGUUGAACCAAGCAAAGGACGUGAGGUGGCUGUCCCAUGAUGCUGCGACAAAAGCCCUUUAUAGAUCACUGCGUAGCGUUCUGGUACAUCUCCAUCAGGAGACAGGUAAGGGGGUUGCUAUGGCCAAAGCUCUCUGGAGCUGGCUACAUGCGUACAAGACCAUAGCAACCCUCUACCUGCUGUGUGAUGUUCUUCCUCAUCUGUCAGCCCUCAGCAAGUGUUUCCAGCAAAAAAAGCUUGACCUGACAGAAAUCCACAAGGCAGUGGAGACAAAAAAGCAAGUGAUGCAGCUGGCCAGGGAUCAGCCACUUGAAGGUGGACGGCUGGCCGACCUGGAUGUGGACCUGGGCCCAGGGGGACGGCUGGAUGGUCUAGACAUCCUAGUCUCUGACCGGCAGCGGGAGGAAUUUGCACAUGUUCGAAGUGCUUUCAUCGACAAUCUUGUAGAGAACCUGGAGGAGCGGUUCCCCCAAAUGGAACUCCUGGCAGCAUUUGGUGUGCUGGACCCUGGCUGCCUACCAGACUCCAUGACUGGAGAGUACGGAUGGGCGGAGAUGGACAAGCUGUCCACCUUCUACUCAGAUGGCCAUUCCCCCAUUGACAGGGAAGAACUUCGGGAUGAAUGGAUUGCCUUCAGACAGCACCUGGGCAGUUACCGUCAGAAGUCACCAAAGGACAUGUGCCAGGUGCUAUCUGCCAACCCAACACUAGCCUGCCAAUAUCCAAACAUAGCCUCCCUCUAUGUCAGAAUGGUGGUUAUCCCUGUGCAUACAGCUGACUGUGAGAGGGCCUUCUCCACUCUCAAAAGGGUAAAAACAAGGCUGAGGUCCACACUGACAAACACCAACCUUAACCAUCUCCUCCGGAUCAGGAUUGAGGGGCCUGCCAUCGACAGCUUUGACUUUGACAAGGCAUUGAUGCGUUGGGGCAGCCUAAGGAACAGGCGACUGUUGUUGUAACGGUCUUUGUUUUACUGGUAGCAGUGACAGUCUCUGUAAUUGUUAAUGUCAUAGUGGUAUAACCCUGGUUAGUGUGCGAUUGCAAGUACUGUAACACAUCAUGCACAAGUAUGCAAGUACAAUCCAAGACUUAAGUAAAUAAAAGUUUGGCCAAUAUUUUUAAAU